AUGGAGCAGUUAAACUCGAAUGGUCGAAAGAAAUUGGAGCAAGUUGCUAUAUUUAAACGAUUUGCUUCGACAAUAGAUGAUACACAGGAUGACAAGACAGCCAGUAUUCUUUCUUUCCUAAAGUCCUCUCACGGUGACAAUGGGAUUGGUGCAAGGACUACUGUAGAACGCACUGGGCAUAAAAGUACCGGAGAAAUGGUGUUGAUGUAUGAUGAUUUUGUUCGUCUUAUAUCUAAUUCACAGCAGUUUUAUUCGAAAUUCAGCGGGCAUACAUUCAAUCUGAACCAAGUACCAGCUAACACAUUUGGUUGUAUAUUCUUUGCAAUGGAUGAGAAUAAUAAGGGUUAUUUAACAAUAAGCGAUUGGUUUCAACUAAACAACAUACUGGAGCAUGAAAAUUACCAUCUAAUAAUACUGUAUGAGUUCUUCAGAAAGUUUGACGUGGAGAAGACUAAUGCCCAAUUGAGAAAGUCAGUCUUUGGGGGGAGCAAAUACAGAAAGCAGAAUACACUUCACCACUCUCCCGACUCUGGCUAUGGAGAAAGACUGCCAUUCAAUACAAAGUCCAUUAAUUAUGCAAAUAAGUUCUUGAGUUUUGAUGAGCUUCUCCUCAAUUUGGAUCAAUUUAAAGAAACAAUAUCCUUAUUACAGAACUGCAUUAAAAAUGACGAUUUUGUACAGAAGAAUGACCUAAUUCUUCAUUGGGACAAGUUUGAUUUUUUGAAGUUAUACCAAUGCUUCCAUUAUGGAAAGCCAUAUUUGACUCUUAACUCAUUAGUGACAAUACUACAGAAUGAUUUAAAGUAUGAAAAAAUGAUUACAGGGUUCAGACAUUUAGCCCAAUUUGAUGCAUCCAGACACAGAUUAUCUUUGAAUAAAAAUCAACUAGUCUACUUGUUGAAAUUAUUCUACUCCCAUAAAGUUUCUGCAGAUAUAUUUGAGUCUCUGAAUCUUUCUAACACAAAACUAAUCAAAUCGGAUAAUAACUCAAUUGCAUUUAAUGUCUACAGAGACAUUUUCUAUUUAUUUCAAAAUUUUGAUUUACUAAAUCAAGUUUUUUUAAAAUAUGCUGAAGAUAAUAACAUGAGUGACCGUGAUAUUAGAGAGCAAGUAAUCACCAAGAAAAACCUAAUGGAUUUUUUAAACAAGCAGUAUAAUAAGGUCACCAAUAUAAGUGAAUUCUCGCCAUCUCAAAUAAAUCUAUUAUUCUCUAUUGUUGCUAAUUCAAAAGAAUAUAAUAGACAUCGUACGCGCUUAAUCCAAAAUUCACAGGAAUUGAACCAUGAAGAUUCAGAAAUUAAUCAUUUUAUUCAUAAUGAAUUUAUGCACGGGGGGAGAAAUAAGAAGGAAGAGUUAGAAACAUUCAAUGAUAACUAUAAGGAUAUCGCUAAUGGUUUUGCUCAAGACUCGAAUAUUAAAAGUAUUUCUAAAACAAGCACAGGUUGGUUUGAACGAGUGUUUGGUGGACGGAGUGACAUUGCAACUAUGCGUUCAGAUCUUACAGUUCAGGACUUUUUGAAGAUUUUGAACCCAAACUAUUUGAAUGAUGUUGUUCAUAGAUUGGAACUUCGCCAUAUUGAAGAGGAGUCUCUUUACACCAACUAUUAUUUCUACCCAAUAUUUGAUUCGCUGUAUAACUUCUCACUAGGCUCUGUUGCAGGAUGUAUUGGAGCUACUAUUGUUUAUCCAAUUGAUUUUGUUAAAACAAGGAUGCAAGCCCAAAGAUCUCUAUCGCAAUACAAGAACUCCAUUGAUUGUUUCUUGAAGAUACUGUCAAGAGAAGGUAUAAGAGGUGUUUAUUCGGGAUUGGGACCUCAGCUGAUAGGAGUUGCACCUGAAAAGGCGAUCAAACUGACUGUAAAUGAUUAUAUGCGUAAUAAACUGAAAGACAAGAACGGUAAACUUGGUCUACUGUCAGAAAUUAUUUCUGGUGCUUCUGCUGGUGCUUGCCAAGUGAUAUUUACUAACCCGCUUGAGAUUGUUAAGAUUAGAUUACAAGUCAAAGGUGAAUAUGUGGCCGAAAACGCGGAGAAUGCAAAAUUGACUGCAUUGCAAAUUAUCAAAAGACUGGGCUUGCCAGGUUUAUACAAAGGAGCUGCCGCUUGUUUGUUGAGAGAUGUUCCAUUUUCGGCGAUAUAUUUCCCAACCUAUGCCCAUCUAAAAAGGGAUCUGUUCAAUUUUGAUCCUAAUGACAAAAAUAAAAGAUCGCGUCUAAACACCUGGGAACUUCUUUCUGCAGGUGCUUUAGCCGGCAUGCCAGCUGCGUAUCUGACAACACCAUUCGACGUGAUCAAGACACGUUUACAAAUUGAUCCAAAGAAAGGUGAGACUAUAUACAAGGGUAUUAUUCAUGCAGCGCGUACUAUUUUGAGGGAAGAAAGUUUUAAGAGCUUUUUUAAAGGUGGUGCUGCCAGAGUGCUAAGAAGUUCACCACAGUUUGGGUUUACUUUAGCUGCGUAUGAGCUGUUCCACAAUAUAUUCCCAUUACCAAAUGACAAGGACAAAUUUGUUAUAUCAGAAGAUGAUAGAAGAGCUAAGAUUCUCAACAAUAACGCUCGUGGACCGAAUAUUGAUAAGAGAGAGUUGACCAGAAUAGUAGAAAAUCCGUACAGUGACAGCUACCUCAAUUACUACUAUAAGAGCUGUCAAGUUGCGAAGACAUUCAUAGAACUAGACAACAAUUUUGCUAAGUUUGACUAUGGUACAUACUUGAAAUUUCACGAGCAUUUGAGAGCUAUAUCGAGAGGUGAAGACCCUUGA
Molecule: messenger RNA, 2760 nt
Organism: Nakaseomyces glabratus
Lineage: Eukaryota; Fungi; Ascomycota; Saccharomycetes; Saccharomycetales; Saccharomycetaceae
Gene: AGC1
Product: citrin
Biological process (GO): malate-aspartate shuttle; aspartate transmembrane transport; L-glutamate transmembrane transport
Molecular function (GO): L-glutamate transmembrane transporter activity; L-aspartate transmembrane transporter activity
Source: RefSeq, a predicted model, not a curated record